AUGGACACCUCCCGCGUAGGCGUGCUCCUGUCCUUGCCGGUGCUGCUGCUGCAGCUGGCGGCCGGGGGCGGCUCGCCCGGGCCCGGCGUGCCGCCGAGGGGCUGCCCCGCGCACUGUCAUUGCGAGCCGGACGGCAGGAUGCUGCUCAGGGUGGACUGCUCGGACCUAGGGCUCUCGGAGCUGCCCUCCAACCUCAGCGUGUUCACCUCCUACCUGGACCUCAGUAUGAAUAACAUCAGUCAGCUGCCCCCGAGUCCCCUGCACAGCCUCCGCUUCCUAGAGGAGUUACGUCUUGCUGGAAAUGCUUUGACACACAUUCCCAAGGGAGCCUUCACGGGCCUUUACAGUCUUAAAGUCCUCAUGCUUCAGAACAACCAGCUAAGACAGGUGCCCACAGAAGCACUACAGAACUUGCAAAGCCUUCAAUCCCUGCGUCUGGAUGCCAACCACAUCAGCUACGUGCCACCCAGCUGUUUCAGUGGCCUGCACUCCCUGAGGCAUCUAUGGCUGGAUGACAAUGAUCUGACAGAAAUCCCUGUCCAGGCUUUCAGGAGUUUAUCAGCAUUGCAAGCAAUGACCUUGGCCCUGAACAAAAUACACCACAUACCAGAUGAUGCCUUUGGAAACCUCUCCAGCUUGGUAGUUCUGCAUCUCCAUAACAAUAGAAUCCAUUCCCUGGGAAAGAAAUGCUUUGAUGGGCUCCACAGCCUAGAGACUCUAGAUUUAAAUUACAAUAAUCUUGAUGAAUUCCCCAUUGCCAUCAAGACCCUUUCCAACCUUAAGGAACUAGGAUUUCACAGCAACAAUAUCAAGUCAAUACCUGAGAAAGCAUUUGUAGGCAACCCUUCUCUAAUUACAAUACAUUUCUAUGACAACCCCAUUCAAUUUGUUGGAUUAUCUGCUUUUCAACAUUUACCUGAACUAAGAACAUUGACUUUAAAUGGUGCUUCACAAAUAACUGAAUUUCCUGACUUAACUGGAACUGCCAACCUGGAGAGCCUGACUUUAACUGGAGCCCAGAUCUCAUCUCUUCCUCAAACCGUCUGUGAUCAGUUACCUAAUCUCCAAGUGCUAGAUUUGUCUUAUAACCUGCUUCAAGAAUUACCCAGUUUUUCUGCCUGCCAAAAGCUUCAGAAAAUUGACCUCCGACAUAAUGAAAUCUAUGAAAUUAAAGUUGAUACAUUUCAGGAGUUGCUCGGUCUCCGAUCUCUGAACUUAGCUUGGAAUAAAAUUACCAUUCUUCAGCCCAAUGCAUUUUCUACUUUGCCAUCUCUAAUGAAGCUGGACCUAUCAUCCAACCUCCUGUCGUCUUUUCCUGUAACUGGGUUACAUGGUUUAACUCACUUAAAAUUAACAGGAAAUCGUGCCUUACAGAGUUUGAUAUCAUCUGAAAACUUUCCAGAGCUCAAGGUUAUAGAAAUGCCAUAUGCUUACCAGUGUUGUGCAUUUGGGGUGUGUGAGAAUGUCUAUAAAAUUUCUAAUCAGUGGAAUAAAGGUGACAAUGACAGUGUGGAUGAUCUUCAUAAGAAAGAUGCUGGAAUAUUUCAAGUUCAAGAAGAGCGUGACCUUGAAGAUUUUCUGCUUGACUUUGAGGAAGACCUGAAAGCCCUUCAUUCAGUGCAAUGUUCACCUUCCCCAGGUCCCUUCAAGCCCUGUGAGCACCUUCUUGGCAGCUGGCCGAUGAGAAUUGGAGUGUGGACCAUAGCAGGGCUGGCACUUUCCUGUAAUGCCUUGGUGACGUCCACAGUACUCGGCACCCCUCUGUACAUGUCUUCCAUCAAACUGUUGAUCGGGGUGAUUGCGGUGGCGAACAUGCUCACCGGCGUCCCCAGCGCUGUGCUGGCCGGCCUGGACGCAUUCACUUUUGGCAGCUUUGCGCAACAUGGAGCCCAGUGGGAAAAUGGAGUCGGUUGCCAAAUCAUUGGUUUCUUGUCCAUUUUUGCUUCGGAAUCAUCCGUUUUCCUACUUACUCUGGCAGCCCUGGAGCGUGGGUUCUCUGUCAGGUGUUCAGCCAAGUUUGAAACGAAAACUCGCUUUUCUAGCCUGAAAGUGAUCGUGUUGCUCUGUGUCCUGCUGGCCAUGACCAUCGCCACGGUGCCCUUGCUGGGAGGCAAUGAGUACAACGCCUCCCCGCUCUGCCUGCCCCUGCCCUUUGGGGAGCCCAGCACCACGGGCUACAUGGUGGCUCUCGUCUUGCUCAACUCCCUUUGCUUCCUUGUCAUGACCAUUGCCUACACCAGGCUCUACUGCAGCCUGGAGAAGGGCGACCUGGAGAGCAUGUGGGACUGCUCCAUGGUGAAACACGUUGCCCUCUUGCUCUUCACCAACUGUAUACUCUACUGCCCUGUGGCUUUCUUAUCCUUCUCCUCCCUGCUGAACCUCUCCUUUAUCAGUCCUGAAGUCACUAAGCUGGUGCUGCUCGUGAUUGUUCCGCUUCCUGCGUGUCUCAAUCCUCUUCUCUACAUCCUCUUCAACCCUCACUUUAAGGAGGAUCUAGGUAACCUGGGAAAGCAAACCCACCUCUGGAUGAGCUCAAAGCCCCCAAGCCUCAUGUCCAUCAACUCUGAUGAUGUGGAGAAACAGUCCUGCGACUCAACCCAAGCCUUGGUGGCCUUUACUCAAGCCAGCAUUGCCUACGACCUGCCUUCCAAUUCCAGGUCAUCACCAGCUUAUCCAAUGAGCGAAAGCUGUCCUCUUUCUUCUGUGGCAUUUGUUCCAUGUCUCUAGUUAACCUGUGACGGGUAAAGUUUUCAAAAGCUGGAGACUUGAAAAUGUGAGAUCGAGGACAUUACAAUAGUAGCUAAGAAGAACUGAGCUGAAACGUGGUUUAAAAACCAAGUAAGCAUCUCUAAGACAGUGUGGAAAAGCAGAUACUUGAGAGGGAAAUAGAAGCAUAAACACUGCUUGUAUAAUUUGUUCAGCCAAGAAGCGAACCAGACAAGUUAUUUAAGUGAAACCAGAUCAAAAACAGUGGAUUGAAACGUUCUUCAAAAAUAAUUUUCAGGAUUUCAGUUGCAUCCUCUUUAUAAUUGCAUCAUUAUGAUCUCUAGGCAUAGACAGAUUCACUUGCAUUUAAAAAAAUGAGUCUACUUAAAUCCCACAAUUCCUUAAAAGAUGGUCAGAGGUAUUAGGAGAAAUAAAGUUUGAAAUGGAUGACAUUACUAAGGUUGUAGCCUAUAGAAUUUCACUUUAAUGACACAUGGCGAUAUUUUAGUCUUCUUUUGGCAGAAAUGAUCCUUCCAAGACACCAGUUUGUGAAGUGCUAAUAGAAGACAUUGGUUUAUUUAUGCAUCAUUUAAAAGAUCCUGGCUUUUAUGAGUAAGCAACCAGGGCUUCAAUCCUUGGUAGAAUAAAACUGAGUACAAAUAUUUUGAAAGGAAAACAAACUGAAAUUCUUAAAUUGCCCCUAAGGCAAUCAGGUAUAGGUGAUGUUGGUCUUGUGUAACUCAUUUUUAACUUGUUAGUGUCCAAAGCUCAGAAAGAAAGUUCAUUGCUGGCAAUGGACAUACCUGGAAAAGAUAGUAAGCAGUAUGGGAUAUUGUUUAUUUGUUUUGAAUGAGUGCACAUGUUUUGUAAGAGGUGUUAUCAUUGAUUCAAGUGGAUGGGCAUCUUAAGAUAAUCAAAUGCAGAUAUGACAUAAAUGAAGCCCAUGGAUGGAAUCCUCACACAUUCAUCUCUAGUAGCCUGAGCAACAUGCCUGACAACAUUUUGGGCUCAAAAAAAAAAAAAAAAAAAAACUUAGUAAAACAUUAUUCUGUUUAUUUAGCUUGGUUUUAGCUGUAUCCAUUUUGGAUCAACUACUUUAUAUGAGGAACAGUCCUUCUCUGCUUAUUCCAUAUUAACACAGAUAUUAGAUACUUAAAAAUUAUUAAAUAUGAAGAGUCAAAGGAUUAAUUCUUAACUUCUGUGAUCCUAUAUCACUUCAUUGAACCCAAAUCAAAAGGCUGUUAGGUAGAUUUAUUUUUAUAUAAGCAUGUUUAUUUUGAUCAGAUGUUUUAACUUGGAAUUAAAAAUACAUUUAUGAGAUGUUUUAUAAGAUGUGUACAUAUAGAAUUGUAUUUAUUACUAUAGUAAAGAUUCAAUGACAUUAAAAACCAUGACAAUAAACCAUGUACAGUGGCAUAUUCUUCCAUUUAUAUUGUCU
This is a messenger RNA of Jaculus jaculus (lesser Egyptian jerboa), 4144 nucleotides long. RefSeq names its product leucine rich repeat containing G protein-coupled receptor 5 (gene Lgr5). The transcript is spliced from 18 exons. NCBI's taxonomy places the organism in Eukaryota, Metazoa, Chordata, Mammalia, Rodentia, Dipodidae. Gene Ontology annotation, cellular component: membrane. Gene Ontology annotation, molecular function: protein-hormone receptor activity; protein binding; G protein-coupled receptor activity. The coding region runs from base 1 to 2727 and encodes 908 amino acids. The record is from RefSeq and is a predicted model, not a curated record. Gene Ontology annotation, biological process: G protein-coupled receptor signaling pathway.